Molecule: messenger RNA, 1915 nt
Organism: Cucumis sativus (cucumber)
Lineage: Eukaryota; Viridiplantae; Streptophyta; Magnoliopsida; Cucurbitales; Cucurbitaceae
Product: solute carrier family 35 member F1
Exons: 11
Coding region: 602-1633 (343 amino acids)
Biological process (GO): transmembrane transport
Cellular component (GO): membrane
Molecular function (GO): transmembrane transporter activity
Source: RefSeq, a predicted model, not a curated record
GAGGAGAGGCGUGACCAUUAAGAAUCAGAAGUCAAAAUUUGAAACUAUAUGAUAUGAUAUCAUACGAUUUCCAAACCCCAAUAAUCUUUGUCGCCAAUCACAAAAGUUCAAUUCCCACUUCUCAAUUCCAACACCCAUUUCGAUGCGUAGCUUCCAAUUUCUAAGUUCCUCCAUCUCAUAAGUCAUACCCCAAUAGACUAAAACGUCUAUUUAUGCACAGAGUGGAGUGAGGAAGCAAAUGUUCUCUUUUCCUUUUCCAACAACAGCUUGGAAAAGUCAGCAUAAAUUCGCAUUCAAACGGCUGCAAUCAUUCCUCUUUAGGUUGGGAACUCUUCUCAUCCCUUGAAUUUCACUACCCAUCUCUUGUUUUCUCAAAUAUAAUUCUAUUCCUUUUAUCCGAAUACUGAAUUGUUGGAUUCCGAACGAAAGCUCCAUCUGGGUCUGUUUGAGUUGUCCUCUUAUGCACUGUUUUUCUUUCCCUCUUUUUUUUUCUUCUUGUUAGUUGGGUUCUGUGACUCAUCACUCAAUUUUGGUUUGUUCUCAUCCGGGCUGUGGGAUUUGUCUGUUCUAAUCUUGUUUGAGCGUUAAAAACAAGAAGAUAAUGAGGAGUUUCAAGAAUUUUUGCACGAAAAAGACCGUAAUCGGUCUUGGGUUGGGACAAUUUCUCUCUCUCCUUAUCACUUCCACUGGUUUUGCAUCCUCUGAACUUGCUAAAAGAGGAAUUAAUGCACCAACAUCACAGUCCUUCAUAAACUAUGUCCUCUUGGCAAUUGUCUAUGGAAGUAUAGUGCUCUACCGUAAGAAAGCACUCAAGGCAAAAUGGUACUUCUACAUACCACUAGGAUUGGUAGAUGUAGAAGCCAACUACCUUGUUGUGAAGGCCUAUCAGUACACAUCUCUAACAAGUGUCAUGCUGCUGGAUUGUUGGACAAUCCCUUGUGUUAUGCUGCUAACCUGGCUUUUCCUGAAAACAAAAUACCGAUUCAGGAAAAUAGCUGGUGUUGUUGUUUGUGUUGCCGGCCUUGUCAUGGUCAUCUUUUCUGAUGUUCAUGCUGGUGAUCGAGCUGGAGGCAGCAGCCCACUUAAGGGGGAUGCUCUCGUCAUAGCUGGUGCUACCCUUUACGCUGUUACUAAUGUCAGCGAGGAAUUUCUGGUGAAGAAUGCUGACAGAGUGGAGCUAAUGGCUAUGUUAGGUAUCUUUGGUGCCAUCAUCAGUGCAAUCCAGAUAAGCAUAAUUGAGCGCAAUGAGUUGAAAGCCAUUCGAUGGACAGCCAAAGCAGCAAUUCCUUUUACUGGAUUUUCUGUGGCUAUGUUUCUGUUCUACUCGUUUGUCCCAAUACUGCUUCAGAUUAGUGGAUCCACAAUGUUGAACCUGUCUCUACUAACCUCAGACAUGUGGUCAAUUGUGAUUCGCAUUGUUGCUUAUAAUGAAAAGGUUGAUUGGCUUUACUACUUGGCCUUUGCUGCUGUUAUCAUUGGGCUCAUUAUUUAUUCAGUGGGUGAGAAAGAAGAAGAAGAUCAACUUCAAGCUAAUGUUGGUGACGAAGAAGCCGAGCAUGAAAAACGUCCAUACAAGGAAUGCCCAUCAAGAAACCGGGUACAAGGAAUAUCAGCCAGCAGUUCAAAGAUCUAGGAUGGUAGAAAAAAAAAAGAAAAUCUUAGGAAGAAAUAAAUAUUUUGCUUCCUAGGAUGAAUUAGGAAAGAAGUAUCUUAUUCUUAUCUAAUCCCCAUUUAGAGUUUGCUUAUUUUUUGUUGGCCUUUGGAUGGGGUUGUCAUUGCUCAACAUCCCAUUGCUCAUUGCUAACAAUCUGGCUAAGUAAUUAUUGAUGAAAGCUUUGAUUUUCUGUUGUGGUCUGAAAUUGAAUUUGUCGGUUAAUUAAAUAUGUGCAAGUUACAAAAACCAUACUACAAAGUA